UCGUCAGUGAUUUAAGAAUCGGUGCAUGGGUGAUAUUUCCGAUGCUCCAGCUUCGUGAAAUUCCUCGCAGUUAAAAUUUUCAGUAUAUUUGUUUUACUUUUUAAAUUUAGGUCAAAGUUGCGGAACUCAAGUUUUGAAGUGCGUGUAUUUUGCCUGUCGCACACAACCACCUGGUAAUAGCUAUCCUCUGGCGGCAUCAUUUACCCAACAGUGUGCGAUCCGAGAUAGUACAAAUAUAUUAAAUUGCGAUUUUUUGAGAUAUGUAACGGUGCCAAGUUUUGUGAAACAGAGGGGCGAACAGAAUUUUCAGAGUGGUCAGCUUUGAAUUUCCUCCGAAAGUUGGAAGAAGCUAUUGAGUUAUUAGUCGGUGAUAGGCGAGAUGGGCAUUCUACAAAGGAAUUAUUUGGCUGUUUCCCAGGGCAAAGCAGGCAUCAAGUUGGAGGACGACCCGAUUGGACCGGAAUCCGCGCUGGUGGCCGAACGCGAGUUGAGGGAGACACCUGAAAGGAUACGCGAAUCGUGCGAGCAGCUCCGCGCUUUGAUGAAAGAGCAUCGACUUGUGUUUCGAGAGGAUGAUGAUUUCUUGCUGACUUUUUUGCGACCCACAAAAUAUUACUCCCACAGCGCUCUAGAUCUUAUGCGCCGAAUAGUUGAGUUUCGAAUAAAAAAUGCGAGUGUUUUGCACGGACUCAUACCAAAGGAUGAAGAAGACGGAUUUCUGAAUAACCGUGUUGUAAAUGUUCUCAGAGACAGAGACCAGCAUGGUCGGAGAAUCAUGGUCAUUCAAUGUGGAGCUGACUGGAACCCGCGGACGGUGAAAACGGACCAACUCUUCAGGAUGUUGUACUUGAUCCACUUGGCAGCCAUCCAGGAGCCAGAGACACAGGUCAAGGGAGCUAUUAUCAUCAUGGAUUUCCACGGGAUGAGCAUGACUCAGGCCACGCACUGCAUGAACCUCACGUUUGUAGCACGGCUCCUUACUUUCAUUCAGGAUGCUAUGCCUCUGAGGCUAAAGCAAGUUCACAUAGUUAAGCAACCGUUCAUAUUUCAAAUUGUGUGGAAUGUUUUUAAACCAUUCAUCAGAGAGAAAUUAAGGAACAGGCUUUUCUUCCAUGGUUCAAAAAUGAGUAGUCUUCACAAAUUUAUAGAGCCUAACUAUUUGCCCGAGGACUAUGGUGGCUCAAGGCCAAAAAUAGACUACUCUAGCGCCGAUUGGUUCCCGGUUCUGAAUGAAAUUGAAGAGGACAUAAAAGAAUGGAGCUCAUUCGGCUAUUUACCGGAAGGACAGCCCGGGAAUGCAGAAACUGCCCAAGAUUCCUCGUCAUGAGAUAUUUCAAAAAAUAACGGAAGAUGCAUAGAUCGAUCACCCCAGGAGAAUGUGUUUCUUUCUUUGUCAUCUUGUCAUCAUCUCUUCGUUUGAUUAUUUGUCAGGAAGCAUUCUCUUCCGGAUCUUCGUUACUUCAGGAAGUAACGAAUUUUUUAGGAAGAUUCAGGAAUCUAUGUAUUUUUUUUUUACACUUUUUGUAAUUAUGCGCUCCGUUUGAUUGCGAUAUGAUAUCGUUAUAAAAAUAUGUUGAUUCAAAAUUUUAGAUGUGAUAAAUUUCUAUCAAGCGGCCAAAUCUACUCGUCAUGAUGGCACCGCCCUUGAAUUUUGUGAGGAAAAUUGUUCACGCCGGUGUUAAGCCGAGAAGCCACUUCAGCCUCGCCGUUUAUCGACAACGCCUAGCAUGGAUACGAUUACUUCUGUUUAACGGUUGUUAUUGUUGCAUAUUCAAAGAAUUGAAGGCACCCCGGUGUCCUGCCGUGCUGACAUGGAAGGCAAUAUGAGCGUUCAAACUUGAUCAAAUUCCGUUUAAUAAAGUACGAUUUUUCUGGGGAGCUUGUUUGUAUUUUCCAAUGAUACUCACAAGUUUUCUGCAAAAUUCUUGUUUUAUCAAACGAAAUUUGGAAAAUUUUGAAUCCUCGCGCGGCGUUUUUCAAUAGGACGGCAGUAUUAGUAUAAGGUGCUUUUCCUCGUAAUAGGCUCUCAAUAUUUUACUUUAAAUCGUGUCAACCAAUUAUAUUAUGUAAUUUUCUUGUUCCAGUUGUUGAGAAUGUGUACAUUUUUAUACGUUUGUACUUUUUAUACAUUUGUAAUACAUGAUUUUAUACCAUCGCUUA
Messenger RNA from Bemisia tabaci, 2160 nucleotides. Its product is annotated as alpha-tocopherol transfer protein-like. NCBI's taxonomy places the organism in Eukaryota, Metazoa, Arthropoda, Insecta, Hemiptera, Aleyrodidae. The record is from RefSeq and is a predicted model, not a curated record. Gene Ontology annotation, cellular component: membrane. Gene Ontology annotation, molecular function: phosphatidylinositol bisphosphate binding.